GUACCAGGGCAUUUGGGGGCAAAAGGGAGUGCAAACGCACUGUCAUACACUCUAUAUAUGCAUCUAUCUACACAAAUAUUCACGAUCAUCCGCAUAGCUAGUUUAGAUUUCUUUUUCACCAACUUCAAUCAUAAUCUUUAUCUUUAAAUACUGUUUUUCAUUAUUUUCCUCUCAGACCUUUUCUAUCAACAACAUGAAACAUAAACGUAGACAAAUUAGUACAGAAGAAUCAAACCAAUGUCAAUCUGAUAUCACAAAUGGUUUAUUAUCACCAUUGAAUGAGAUCAUUGAGAUCCCAUCUGAAACUCAAAUAGCAACAACAACAACCACGACACCGAUUGAACCAAUCAACACAAUACAUAGUUGUACUAAAAGAUAUAAACUAUUUUUCAGUAAAAUAUUAGAUUGUAAAUUAUUUCACAUGAUUAUUGUUGUAUUAUGCGCAUUAGAUGGAAUACUUGUGAUAUGUAUGCUUCUAUUGGAAAUUGAAUCAUUAAAAUUAAAGCCAUGCCCAUUACGUAAUCGUUUAAAUUUAAUUUCAUUUAUAUUUGAAUGUAUAAGUUAUAUGAUUAUAUCAUUAUUUCUAAUAGAGAUACCAAUUAAAUUAUGGACAUACGGUAUAAAAUUUUAUCAUUAUCAAUGGAUUGAAUUAUUAGAUGUAUUUGUAUGUAUUAUUAGUUUUACAGUAGAUACAUAUAAUAUACAUCGACAUGUUACAGAAUUUAAAACUUCUCAUGAUGAUUUUAAGUUAGCGGAAGAACAUUCCAUGGAUGAUGUUGAACAAUCAAUUCAUACAACAAUUGCUGAUGCUGCUGGUUUAUUAGUAUUAUUUCGUCUUUGGCGUGUUAUACGUAUUGUUAAUUCUAUUAUCGUUUCUGUUACUGCUACACAUGAAAGAAAUGUGAAAUCAUUAAAAGAAGCUCAAAAUAUUUCAUUGAAACGUAUUGGUGAAUUGGAACAAUUACUUCAAGAUAAUAAUAUACCAACACCUCCACUAACACCAAAGAUUCAAUCUAUAUUAGCAAAAAAAAUUUAAACCUUAAUUGCAUUUAUAUUAAAAUAUUUUAUCAGAAAUUGAUCAUCACGUUAAAUUGUCAUGAUUUUUCCGUAAAAUACUCUAUUUACACUACUUAUUAUUGUAAUUAAGUAGUUUAAAAUAUUUAUGUGAUAUUUUGCAUUGAACUUUUAUCUUUCAUCAUUUUAUUAUGUGUAGACUUUCAUAGCUCCAUUUUUGACAUCUUCAUAUACAAUUUUACUAGAAUUCCAGAUUUUUCCUCCUGAUCUCUUCAAAAAUAAUAUAAACAUCAAUCCAUACUGGUAAUAAUGUGUUAGUUUAAUAAUAAGACCUGUUAUAUUAUUAUAAAGAAUAAUUUAUUACAUCAUAUAAAUGUUUAAUGAUCAUUAUGGUAAUUUGUUAGAAUACAA
Molecule: messenger RNA, 1425 nt
Organism: Schistosoma rodhaini
Lineage: Eukaryota; Metazoa; Platyhelminthes; Trematoda; Strigeidida; Schistosomatidae
Source: the annotation of a GenBank genome assembly